CUUGUGUUGACCAAGGUUAUCCGUAAGGGACUUUAGAUCACUCAUCAUUAGCUGAUAACGAGCCUGUUCGCUAGUUAGCCGUCUAGCAACCACUGGUGGUGUUGGAUAACCAUCAACAAUAAGCUAGGAAUCAUCACACGAAUAGUCAGCGAAUAGUCAGUCUAGCUGUGAACAUUGGUAUUGCUUUCAAUUAGAUACAUUUGAUCGCAGACAGACUAUUGAUAUCAGUUGAAAGCAUCGCAUUAUGCCAGCGGAGGGGGACGGGCAGCAGGAUCAGCUGGCGAUGCCCGAUCAGGAGAAAGAGGAUGGCACCGGUCAGGGGUCCAGUCAGCCCGGCCAGCCCGCUCCGACCCAAGAGGGGUCAGGGGAGGGGAACAGGAAGGGCCCUCUUGUGCAGAUUGACAGGCAGCAGAUCCAGUCGGUGUCGGUGAGCGCCCAGGGGGAGGAGCUUCAGGGCCUGGGCGUGGCCGUGUACGACCAGGAUGUGCUGGAACAGGGCGUCAUACAGCAGGUGGACCGUGCCUACCAGCAGGCCAAUCAGGAGGCAGCGCGGGCCGACGCCCAGAAAGAGCAUGAGGCCGUGCUGGAUGAUGUCAGGUCCUGUAUGUCUGCAUUGAAGCACAUUAAUAAGAUCCUGGCCCAGCUGAGUCCUCACGCCACCUCCAGUAAGGACAUCAGCAGGAAGUUAGAGUCAGUCCGCCGACAGAAAGAGAACAAGGAGAAGCAGCUAAAGAAGAUCAGGGCCAAGCAGAAGCGACUGCAGGCGGUGCUGGGGGGGGAAGAUGCCCAGAGACUAGAGGAUGUGCUGUCCGAUGUGGAGGAGGAGCCUGGCCCAUCCUCUCUGGGAAGCAUGCUGAUGCCAGCCCAGGAGUCCGAAUGGGAGGAGCUUAUCCGUCUGGGUCACAUGACCCCGUUCGGCACACGCAUAGCUCCGCCCCCUGAGAAGCCAGCCCGUAAGCUGAUGCUGAGCGAAGGCGGGGGCUUCGAGCUCUACCUCAACGAGCAGGCGACGCUUGCCCAGAGCCGCAAGAAGAAGCCACGCCCCCCAGCCAAAAACGGACCAAAAAGCCCCUCCCCCGCUGGUGAUAAGCCCCGCCCCGUGGCGGCGGCGGCAGACUCCGCCCAGCAGUGUAAGCGGGAAAAGCGCAUGCGGCGGCUGCAGCGGACAGCGUUGCGGGCGCAUCCUCGGGCGCGCGGGGAGAAGGCGCCCCCUAAGGGCCAGCGGCGGCCGCGCGGCUCAGACAGCGAGGGGGGGUCCGGCAGCGAGGGCCCCCCCAGCGAGGAGCUGAUGGACCCAGAGGAACCCGACAGAGACGACGAGUUCUGGGUGGACGAGGAAGAGGAGUACGAGCUGAAGGCUAUCAGGAGGAAGAGCGGGGCUGGAUCAGGAGGAGCCCGCAGGAAGAAAGAGAAAGAGGAAGAGGAUGAGGAGUACAGACCCAGCGACUCAGAAGGAGAGGAGGAUUCUGGGAAGAAAGGGAAGGUGAAGAGAUGCAAAGACGAUGGAGACAUCAACUACUACCGGCAGAGAAUCAGGCGCUGGAAGAGAGAGAGGCUUCUGGAGAAGGAGAGGAGGAGAGAGGCCGGAGAAGAGGAGUCUGAUGAGAGUGAUACCGAGUUUGACGAAGGCUUCAGGGUGCCCGGAUUCCUCUGGAAGAAGCUCUUCAAGUAUCAGCAGACAGGUGUGCGUUGGCUGUGGGAGCUCCACUGUCAGCAGGCAGGGGGCAUUCUGGGAGAUGAGAUGGGUCUGGGCAAAACCAUCGAGAUCAUCGGCUUCCUGGCUGCACUCAGCUACAGCAAGAUUCGGACACGUGGCUCCAACUACAAGUAUGCUGGUCUGGGCCCCACAGUAAUUGUGUGUCCAGCCACUGUGAUGCAUCAGUGGGUGAAGGAGUUCCACACCUGGUGGCCUCCAUUCCGAGUAGCAGUACUGCACGACACGGGAUCCUUCACCAACAAGAAGGAGAAGCUGAUCCCUGAUAUAGCGGCGAGUCACGGUGUGCUGAUAACCUCCUACUCGUACGUGCGCAUCAUGCAGGAGGCUCUGUCGCGCUACGACUGGCACUACGUCAUCCUGGACGAGGGACACAAGAUCCGCAACCCACACGCUCGCAUCACCGUCGCAUGCAAACAGUUCCGCACACCUCACCGCGUCAUCCUGUCCGGUUCUCCGAUGCAGAACAACCUGAAGGAGCUCUGGUCUCUCUUUGACUUCGUGUUUCCAGGGAAACUGGGCACGCUACCCACCUUCAUGGAGCAGUUCUCUGUACCCAUCACCAUGGGCGGCUAUUCCAACGCCUCACCUGUACAGGUCCAGACGGCCUAUAAGUGUGCGUGUGUGUUGAGAGACUCCAUAAACCCAUAUCUUCUUCGUCGCAUGAAGGCAGACGUGAAGGCCAGCCUCUCACUGCCUGACAAAAGUGAACAGGUGCUGUUCUGCAGACUGACAGAGGAACAGCGGGAGGUCUAUCAGACCUUUAUAGACUCCAAAGACGUGUAUUCCAUCCUGAACGGAGACAUGCGGGUGUUCGCUGGUCUGAUUGCCCUGAGGAAGAUCUGUAACCACCCCGACCUGUUCUCGGGGGGACCCCGUCUGCUGCGGGGGAUCUCUGAGGACCAGCUGACGAAGGAGGAGCGCUUCGGCUACUGGAGGCGCUCGGGCAAGCAGAUGGUGGUGGAGUCGCUGCUGCGCAUCUGGGACAAGCAGGGGCACAGGGUCCUGCUCUUCACACAGUCCAGACAGAUGCUGAACAUACUGGAGGAGUUUGUGCGUGAGAACGAGUACACGUACCUGAAGAUGGACGGCACCACCCCCAUUGCCUCACGCCAGCCCCUCAUUGCCAAGUACAACGAGGACAAGUCCAUCUUCAUCUUCCUGCUGACCACCAGGGUCGGGGGUCUGGGGGUCAACCUGACCGGAGCCAACAGGGUCAUCAUCUACGACCCCGACUGGAACCCUAGCACAGACACACAGGCUCGUGAAAGGGCGUGGCGAAUCGGACAGCUGCGGCAGGUGACUGUGUACAGGCUGCUCACUGCAGGAACCAUUGAGGAGAAGAUCUACCACAGGCAGAUCUUUAAGCAGUUCCUGACCAACCGUGUUCUGAAGGACCCAAAACAGCGGCGCUUCUUCAAGUCCAACGACAUCUAUGAGCUCUUUACACUCAGCAACCCAGACGGAGCCCAGGGCACCGAGACCAGUGCCAUCUUCGCAGGCACCGGCUCAGACGUCCAGGCUCCCAAAAGACCAAAGGCCCCUCCCCCCUUCCCCGCCCUCCCUACCUCUCCCUCAUCCUCCGCCUUCUGUGUCCAAGACGAUGACAACGCCCCUCCCUCCUCCUCCCCCUCUGCCAGAAACAGCCAGGGGAAGCGGAACACUGGAGUCAUUCCCAACGGAGUAUCCCACGGUGGUGGUGCCAGCGGCGUUCCGGACGCCCCGAAGAGCCGGAGCGGGAUGGUGAACGGGCCGGACCGGAGCAAGCCGUCGUCUGGUAGCACCCAGAAGCGGCGCGAGAAGAGGAAGCACUGUGAGCAGCAGGGGGCGCUGUGUCCCUCACAGGACCCACCGCAGCUCCAACACAGGAAGAAGGAGGAGGAGAAGAAGAAGAAACACAAACACAAACAGUCGCGAGACGGGCGCUGCGAGGGCCAGCGCGUGUCCCACCUGGUGAAGAGGAGGACCUACCGGCAGCAGGACCAGGAGGAAGAGGAGGAGAAGAAGGAGCAGAGACAGACUGAUGACUAUGUGCUGGCCAAGCUCUUCAAGAAGUCAGGUAUCCACAGUGUGAUGAAGCAUGACUCCAUCAUGGAGGCCUCUAACCCAGACUAUGUGCUGGUGGAGGCGGAGGCAGACCGCGUCGCCAAGGACGCCCUCCGCGCCCUCAAGGUCUCCCGGCAACACAUCCGCCUUCCCUUCUCCAGACCCCCCAUCCCCGCCAAGAAGCGGUUCGGCCAGAAGAAGAAUUCACUGCUGUCUCAACCUCAGACACAAAUCCCUCAACCAUCAGAGAAGUGCAAGGAUGCGGCCAUCAUUAAGAAGCUGAGUGUGAAGAAGUCCUCGGCAGCGCCGUCUCUCUUCAGCGGUGAGACGGCUGAAGAAAACGGCCUCUCCUCUUCCUCACUUCUGGCGCGCAUGAAGGAGCGGAACCACAUCAGCCUUCCCAGUGCGCUGGGGGCGGAGUCUGAAGAAGAAGAGGAGGGUCCAGGAGCCUCUGCCCCGCCCCCUGCCGGCGCUGGCGCCUCCUCCACGGAGCACGACGAGCUGCUGUCGGACCUGCUGGCGUUCGUGGCGUUCGGCGCGGCGGUGGACGGGCAGGCGGGGACGCAGGAGGUGCUGGAGCACUUCACGCCGCGCCUCACGGCUGCGCAGACGCCCGUCUUCAGGCAGCUGCUCCGCAGCCUCUGUGUCUUCAGCAGGGAGGGGGGGGCGCAGGGGACAUGGAGACUCAAGCCUCAGUACCGCUGAACCUCAAACACACACACACACAC
Messenger RNA from Clupea harengus (Atlantic herring), 4488 nucleotides. RefSeq names its product ERCC excision repair 6, chromatin remodeling factor (gene ercc6). Gene Ontology annotation, molecular function: ATP-dependent activity, acting on DNA; ATP binding. Gene Ontology annotation, biological process: transcription-coupled nucleotide-excision repair. The record is from RefSeq and is a predicted model, not a curated record. NCBI's taxonomy places the organism in Eukaryota, Metazoa, Chordata, Actinopteri, Clupeiformes, Clupeidae. Gene Ontology annotation, cellular component: nucleus.